CUUCAGGACUAAUAAUGCUAUUGUAUAAAAAGUGGAGGCCUAGAGAGGUUAAGUGACUUCUCCAAAGUUGCACAGCUAGUUAGUGUUAGUUCUAGACUUCAUGGCUCACAAUUCAGUGCUCUUUUUGUUAAAGCACAGCUAUUCUACUCUCCUCCCAGUAGCAAAAAAGAAAAUGCCAGGAUAUAUUCAUAAGGGCAGACUUUUGGAGUCAAGCAGGUUUUGUUACUGCCAUUUGUUCCAGGACAUAUCGUUCUAGUUUUGAAUACAGUUUAUAACCUCUUAUUGUAGAUACCCAGAAGGGGAGUAACAGAGCCAAGAAACCUACACGCAGGUGACAAAUGUUUUUUGUUAAAGAUAAUUAUUUCAGAUCCUAAGUCUUCCCUAAUAAUGCCUCAGAAAACAAUUAGAAUUUUAUCCAACUCCUUGUAUUAACAUUUCUGGUAGAAAUAAUCCAAAAGUCGAACUUUCAUUAACACAUAAUACGCUUGUUAUUGAUAAAAAAAAAAACUGACAAAACUCGAUCUUGUUGCUAAUGUUGAAAAUUGCAGAAAAAGUCCCACACUCAUUAGAUUUGCCUGGAAAAAAAAAACCUGGCAAAAAUAACGUAUGGCUGAAACUUUGACAUAAGUAUAAAAUCAUCUUGACAUUUGGAUCCCUCAUAUAACACCAAGGAAAAACGAGCUAGCCAGAAAUAAUGGCAACAAAAAGAAACACAAAAGCAGAAAUAACAAGUAACAAUUUUAUACGGGCCAAAAAAGGAAAACAAAUCCUGAUAGAUAAAUCAUAUUGAAAUCACAUCCCCAGGAGCGUGGUGGAAACACAGGACAGGCAAACCGGAUUCGGGGAGGUGCAAGCCUCCAGCGGGAAAGCAGCAGGUGAUGGAAAUGUUACCUCUGGCCCUGUUUGCUUAGCUUUCUUUUCAGCAAAAAGUUCUCAGAACGAAAAGAACUGAUCACAGUGCGAAUUUCUGUAAAGUGACGAAAACGGGAGAACAAUGGAAAAGGUUUAAAUGCUCGCUAUUGAAAAAAAAAGACCCAGGAAUCACAGGGGCUUACGGAUUUGUUUCAGAAAUACUCCUUCCACGGUAACACGUCACCGUUGGUAUAACCGUGAUUAAAAUGUCAGUAUUCACAGGCGGCGUCCGGGGCCCACAGAGGCCCCUGCACUGCGUACCCGCCUCGAACCGCCACUUCGGGGACGAGUCGCCUCCUUUCCAGCGCUCCAGGGGCUCCAGGGCAGUAACUCGGACUCUGUCGCCCUGGGUAGACUGCCGUGGCCUCACGGCAACCUCGGACUCCUGGGCUCGCGCGAUCCUCCUGCCUGCGCUUCCCGAGCAGCUGGGACUACAGGCGCCCGCCACCAGGCCCCGCCUAAUCUUUAGAAAAAUUUUCUGUACAGAUGGGGUCUCACUGUGUUGUCCAGGCUGGUCUUAAAACUCGUGGCUUUAAGCGAGGUUCCCUGAGCGAGCCGAUCACAGGCCUGAGCCACCAAGCCGGACUAGCGACCUCGGUAACGCGCAUUCCUGCCGCAGGACACCGCGUCCCCGACGCGUGCGCAGACCAAGCCGGAACGGGCCCACGCGCUGCACGCCGGGAGGCGGGGUCCCGGCGAGGGCGGAGCGGUGGGCUGGCACGCAGGCGCACACCGCCUGCUGGCAGAAUGGCGGAUGUCGUGCCGCAGCCUAUUAAGAGGAAGCGUGAGCCGGAUUCGGAGGCCGCUCCGGAGGCCUCAUGCACAGAGGAAACAGGAGCUGGCGUUGGGAAUGGUACCGCUGUCACUGUCCGCUUACCAUUCUCCGGCUUUAGAGUGCAAAAAGUGCUGAGGGAGUCCGCGCGGGAAAAAAUCAUUUUCCUACACGGGAAGGUGAAUGAGUCCUCAGGGGAUAAGGAUGGAGAGGAUGCAGUUGUCAUCCUGGAGAAGACACCAUUUCAGGUGGAACAGGUGGCCCAGCUCCUGACUGGCAGCCCUGAGCUCCAUUUGCAGUUCUCCAAUGAUAUCUACAGCACCUAUCACCUGUUCCCUCCGAGGCAACUGAGUGAUGUAAAGGCAACCGUGGUUUUCCCAGCCACAGAGAAACACCUGCAGAAGUACUUGCGCCAGGACCUGCGCCUGGUCCGAGAGACAGGAGAGGACUACAAGAACGUCACCUUACCCCACCUGGAGUCCCAGAGCCUCAGCAUUCAGUGGGUGUAUAACAUUCUCGAGAAGAAGGCUGAAGCAGACCGGAUUGUUUUUGAGAACCCGGAUCCCUCUCACGGCUUUGUCCUCAUCCCCGACCUCAAGUGGAACCAACAGCAGCUCGACGACCUGUAUUUAAUUGCCAUCUGCCAUCGCCGGGGCGUCAGAUCGCUGCGGGACCUCACCCCAGAGCACCUGCCGCUGCUCAGAAACAUCCUCCGUCAGGGGCAGGAAGCCAUCCUGCGGCGCUACCAGGUGCCGGGAGACCGCCUGCGCGUGUACCUGCACUACCUGCCCUCCUAUUACCACCUGCACGUGCACUUCACUGCCCUGGGCUUUGAGGCCCCCGGCUCGGGGGUGGAGCGGGCUCACCUGCUGGCCGAGGUGAUCGAGAACCUGGAGUGUGACCCCACACACUACCAGCAGCGCACACUCACCUUUGCCCUCAGGGCUGACAACCCCUUGCUCAAGCUUUUGCAGGAGGCCCAGCAAAGCUGAGUGGGCUGGGGGACAGGAGCACAGAUGGGUGGCGCCUGGGGAGGGCAAGGCCAGGAUUUUUAUCUCCAUGUGAAUUUUCUAAAAAUGUCUUUUGUACUUCCUUAUUCCUGGUAUGUGAAUAAAGUAUCAGGCUCACU
Nycticebus coucang (slow loris) is the source of this 2813-nucleotide messenger RNA. It is a transcript of the gene DCPS, whose product is annotated as decapping enzyme, scavenger. Gene Ontology annotation, biological process: deadenylation-dependent decapping of nuclear-transcribed mRNA. Lineage: Eukaryota; Metazoa; Chordata; Mammalia; Primates; Lorisidae. The record is from RefSeq and is a predicted model, not a curated record. The transcript is spliced from 6 exons. Gene Ontology annotation, molecular function: hydrolase activity; RNA 7-methylguanosine cap binding. Bases 1399 to 2676 code for a protein of 425 amino acids. Gene Ontology annotation, cellular component: nucleus; P-body.